Penicillium diatomitis is the source of this 750-nucleotide messenger RNA. RefSeq lists its product as uncharacterized. The coding region runs from base 1 to 750 and encodes 249 amino acids. The record is from RefSeq and is a predicted model, not a curated record. Lineage: Eukaryota; Fungi; Ascomycota; Eurotiomycetes; Eurotiales; Aspergillaceae. The transcript has a single exon.
AUGGCACCUGGUGGCUUUACUGCGACGGCCAAAGCAAGACUGCCAGGAUCACUUAUCCAUGCUUUUACGCUUCCACCCGAAGUCGGUGGCUAUGACGUGAUGGCCAGAGGAGCCUGUCAGAAUAUCAUAUAUGGCGACAUCACUAUGUACCCAAAGGAAAUGGGUUAUGAGGAGGAGAUUCCGACAGGGCACACCGAUUUUAAAAAUUUUGAAAUUAGCCGACCGUUUCCUGGAAAUCUUUACGACCUAAUCAUCUGCGGGGGAGCAGUGGCUAGAGAUCAACCAAGAGACGUGUACCGGAACGACUGCGAGUCACGGCGGUUAACGGUGUCGCAAUUAGUGUUCGCUAUGAAUCGCCUCAAGCUCGGGGGCUCACUCAUCUUGCUCCUUCAACGCAUCGAAUCCUGGGACACAGUGUGCAUACUUCAUGCUUUCAAUGAGUUCUCCACUAUUCAACUUUAUAAACAUCCCAAGGCCCAUGCAAUUAAAUCAUCAUUCUAUCUGGUCGCAAAGAACGUCAACUUGGACCACGAUGCUGCAAAAGAGUCUAUCGCAUAUUGGAAAGCGCUCUGGAAGUACCUGACUUUCAAAGAAUCCAGGCCCAUAGCAUUGCCGGAGUCGAAACUCUAUCGAUCCGAUGAUGCUUCGGUUCGAAUAUUGCGAGAGAAAUUUGGUCCUAAAUUUCUCAAUAUAGCGCAGCCUAUCUGGGAAAUCCAGGCAGAAGCACUUCGCAAAGCACCAUUUAUAUAA